Molecule: messenger RNA, 3024 nt
Organism: Rhododendron vialii
Lineage: Eukaryota; Viridiplantae; Streptophyta; Magnoliopsida; Ericales; Ericaceae
Product: putative potassium transporter 12
Exons: 9
Coding region: 330-2831 (833 amino acids)
Biological process (GO): potassium ion transmembrane transport
Cellular component (GO): membrane
Molecular function (GO): potassium ion transmembrane transporter activity
Source: RefSeq, a predicted model, not a curated record
AUGUCCUAUUUCGAUUCGGUUGUUGUUGUUUUGUCCGUUACCAAUUAGUGAUCCCCUCUCUCUCCUCUGUGCUCACGAACGUGCCUGUUUCUUCCCUGUCUGCACGCGAUCUUCAGAAAGAAACCUAAAUAAUACUCAAUACUCCUCUUCCGUCACAUCACCCAUUGGUGAUUUGCUAUUGGUGAAGUAAAACAGCACCCAACAGGGUUUUGCCCAAACAUUUGGGAAUUCUAACACCUGGGUUCUUCCGGGUUGUGUCAGAAAAUGAUGAAUUCAUAACUUUUUUUCCGGUUCUAGGUUGAGAAGAGAGUUUUUCUCUUUGUGGGUCUAUGGAAGAAGAAAGGAUUGAGGAGAGCAGUGAGAGGUUGUUGAGAACUGGGUCGACCAGGUGGGUUGAUGGGAGUGAAGUUGACUCGGAGACCACGCCGUGGUCGUUGCAUGAUGAGAGUGGUGAAGCGUAUGGAUCUGUCAGGAGGAGGUUGGUCAAGAAGGCCAGGAGAGUUGAUUCCUUCGAUGUCGAAGCCAUGGAAAUUGCUGGUUCUCAUGGCCACCAUUCCAAGGACUCUUCCAUUUGGCAAACUCUUGCAUUGUCAUUUCAAACACUUGGCGUUGUAUAUGGUGACAUGGGCACAAGCCCUCUAUAUGUUUUUGCUGAUGUGUUCAGCAAGGUGCCCAUCAAGUCAGAGGUUGAAAUCUUGGGGGCAUUAUCCCUAGUAAUGUACACAAUUGCCCUUCUGCCUUUAGCAAAAUAUGUUUUUGUAGUGCUCAAAGCUAAUGAUAAUGGUGAAGGAGGAACCUUUGCUCUAUAUUCACUGAUCUGCCGGUACGCGAAGGUGAAUCGGCUACCAAAUCGUCAGCCGGCUGAUGAACUAAUCUCCAGUUUUAAGCUGAAACUGCCAACUCCAGAGUUAGAAAGGGCUUUGGGUAUAAAAGAGACCUUGGAACGGAAAUCCUCCAUGAAGACCCUUCUCUUGCUGUUGGUUCUGAUGGGAACUUCCAUGGUGAUAGGAGAUGGCAUUCUUACCCCGGCAAUAUCUGUCAUGUCUGCUGUGAGUGGUCUUCAGGGUAAAAUUUCAGGAUUCGGUACAAGUGCUUUAGUUAUUGUGUCAGUUGUUAUCCUUGUGGGGUUGUUUAGCAUACAGCAGUUUGGGACUAGUAAAGUUGGUGUUACAUUUGCUCCUGCACUUGCUUUGUGGUUCUUUAGUUUGGGUGCUAUUGGACUUUACAACCUGAUUACGCACGAUUACACUGUCUUGAGGGCCUUCAAUCCAGCUUAUAUCUAUUUUUUCUUCAAGAGGAACACUGGAAAGGCAUGGUCAGCUCUUGGUGGUUGUGUUUUAUGCAUUACAGGAGCAGAAGCAAUGUUUGCUGAUUUGGGCCAUUUCUCUGUACCGUCUAUACAGAUUGCCUUCACUUUUGUGGUAUUCCCGUGCCUUCUGUUGGCUUAUAUUGGUCAAGCUGCAUAUUUAAUGAAAUACCCAGAUUCAGUUGAACGAAUUUUUUAUGAUUCUAUCCCAGAGGUCUUUUUUUGGCCUGUUUUUGUGAUCGCCACAAUUGCUGCAAUAAUUGCCAGUCAAGCCAUGAUAUCUGCUUCAUUUUCAUGUGUCAAACAAUCCAUGGCUCUUGGAUGCUUCCCAAGGCUUAAAAUUGUUCACACCUCAAGGCGGCUGAUGGGUCAAAUAUACAUCCCUGUGAUCAAUUGGUUUCUGAUGACCAUGUGUGUGUUGGUCGUCGCGACCUUUCGAAGCACCACUGACAUUGCAAAUGCAUAUGGCAUAGCAGAAGUUGGUGUGAUGAUCGUCACCACGACCUUGGUGACACUUGUGAUGCUUCUAAUUUGGCAAACCAAUUUGAUUCUGGCCCUGUGUUUCCCACUUGUAUUUGGAACAGUAGAGCUCAUCUACUUAUCUGCAGUCCUAUCAAAAAUCUUAGAAGGCGGUUGGCUUCCCCUUGCUUUUGCUUCUAUCUUUCUCUGUGUGAUGUACACUUGGAACUAUGGGAGCGUGUUAAAGUACCAAAGUGAGGUAAGGGAGAAGAUCUCAAUGGAUUUCUUAAUUGAGCUGGGCUCCAGCCUCGGUACAGUUAGGGUUCCGGGAAUGGGAUUAAUGUACAAUGAGCUUGUCCAAGGGAUUCCUUCGGUUUUUGGACAGUUCCUAUUGGACCUUCCUGCUAUCCACUCUACACUCGUAUUCGUUUGCAUCAAGUAUGUCCCGGUUCCGGUUGUCCCCCAAGAAGAAAGGUUUCUGUUCCGGAGGGUUGGCCCUAAAGACUACCAUAUGUUUCGGUGUGUUGCACGGUACGGCUACAAAGAUGUCAGAAAGGAAGAUCACCGUGCGUUUGAGCAACUUCUGGUCGAAAGCCUAGAGAAAUUUUUGAGAAGGGAGGCUCAAGAUUUUGCCUUGGAGAGCAAUUUGGAGGAGAUCGACAGUAUUUCUGAACAGUCAAGGGAAUCAAGGGACUCUGGGUUCCCACAAGUUUAUGGGACAUUGGAGCUCAGGAUUCCUUUGAUGGGUGAUCAAAGAUUGGACGAAGCGGGAAGCUCAGCUUCGUUCGAACAUCUGUCAGCGGCAUUGCCGUCUAGUGUAAUGUCAUCAGAUGAGGAUCCAAGCCUUGAGUAUGAGCUUUCAGCUCUUCGCGAAGCCAUGGAGUCUGGAUUUACUUACUUGCUUGGAGAUGGUACCGUGAAGGCGAAGAAAAGCUCUUGGUUUAUCAAGAAGUUAGUUAUAAACUACUUCUAUGCAUUCCUGAGGAAGAACUGCAGAGGCGGUGCUGCUACUAUGAAGGUUCCGCAUACCAAUAUAAUUCGAGUUGGAAUGACAUACAUGGUUUGAUCUAGUAUAUAAUCAAAAAUUUUCUUUUUAUUGGCUACUAUUAUAGCCUUUAUGAGGUUUAGGAAAAUUCUUGAUAAAGCCUAUAUAUGAGAGGUUUAGGAAAAUUCUUGAAAACAACAUGACUUGUACCACCAGAAAUAUCUGGGUGGGUUUUUGGGACCUAAUGUUAUGUUUGGAUAAGUAGACCCCUGUA